AUGGACCUGCCGGCUCCCCUCGACACCUCUCCAUUUCCCCCACGUCGACGGGUAUGGCAGGCUUGUACCAAUUGCCGUGCCCGCAAGACGCGCUGCGAUGCCGCCAAACCGAAAUGUGGUCUCUGCAUGUCCCAGAAUGUCGAGUGCGUGUACACGGACUCGCAGCAGCCACGCAUCGACCACAACACCUUGAUACUCCUUGAGCGCAUCCAGAUUCUCGAAGACCGCCUGUUAUCGUCCCCGAAUUUCUCGGAGCCCCAAGCGACUGCCCAUGCCAACACCACCACAGCAUCGGCGACGACAUCGUGGUUCCCUCCGUCCGGGCCAGCCCCUUGGCCCGGCGCUGGUCGCCCCGCUGCGCUGCCGACGACCGAGAUACCGAUUUCCUUGUCCCACAGGGCCAAUGCGAAUCAUGUUCUCAACUGGCCCGUAGUUCAGGAGCUCCUCUCUUCAGUCCAGGUGUCUGCUGAGCAUCGCCAAGCCCACGAGGCCACGGGCGUCUUCUUCAGUCACGCAUCUGCUCCAAGCCAAACGUGGGACGGCUAUCCGCCCGACUCAUGGCGGCUCUUCCGGGACGGCGAGAUCCUCCAAUCUCGAAUUGAGGCCGCUGAAGGGUAUUUGGACUUCAUCUGCGCCUAUUUCGACGAGGUCAACAUCUUUUUUCCUCUAAUCUCUCACGCCAAAACCGCCAAAACUCUAGAAUGCAUCGUCGCCGCCGAGCAACACAACGAUGCCAGCCCAUCUGCCACCCCGUCGUCGGCCCAGUACUGCCUCCUGCUGCUCGUUCUAUGCAUGGGCUCCUUUGUCCGCCAGAGGCAAAAUCGCAUUACUUUACUGAACCGUGAGGGCCAGGCCAGCCGUGGCUCCCGCUCGGAUGCGUCGCCUUUGUACGCUCUUGAUCAACACUUGUGGCGGAAGGCCCAGCUGCUCCUGGGUUGCGUUUCUUCCGUCGUUACCAUUGAGGCCGCCCAAUGCACCAUGCUAGCAAGUAUUUACAUGGGUGCUCGGGGUCGAGUGCCUGAUUCCUUUCACUGGUCGCAUGUGACAUCUGUUAAAUGUGCGAUCCUAGCCAAGAGGUCUCGUCUCGCCAAUCCCACGUUGCCAGAAGCAUUUCGACGACUCUACUGGGUUGCCUUCAUAUACGAGGGGGAUUUCAUGUCUGAAAUCUCCAUAACCCUCCCUUCAGGUAUUGCUCGUUGCGAAGACCAGGUUCCCUAUCCGGCGCAAGUGAUGCGCGUGAGACAGGACUCUCACCACGGGAUCCCCAGUCCUGAAGUCCAAGUUGCUGGCACCAGUCCGGCGACAUCCCGCGAAGAUGGCAAUGAAGAGCUCGUUGCCUUCCAAAUCAGCACCAACGCCGCUAUCCGCCGCCUCCUCAAUCGGGUCCAUAGCAUGGUCUACGACAGCAAGGACCAAUUCCGCAUGACCCGCGUCGAGUACGUCAAGUGGCUUUUGCGGGUUUCGGAAGACUUCUGGUCGUAUCACGAUACCAUCUAUCGCAACAUCCCUCACUUUCUCCUCGUCAGUCACCCGGACGAGAACCAUAACCACUUCGCCUCAUCACCUCAAACACCAGGUUUCUCAAGGCUCCAUGGCCUACGCAAUAACCCUUGGAACGUGUUGCGAUUAGAAGGACGUUAUCAUGCCGCCAAACACAUCAUCCACAGGCCCUUUUUUGACUACGUCCUCCUCAACAUGGAGCAUAUCCAGACGCACCCCGACAGAGAAGUCAUUCUUCAGAAAUGUGGCCUGUGCCUCCAGGGUUGCAGGGGCUUCUUCUCCGUUUUCGACGUCGAGGAAGUGAACAGUAUGACAUGCCUCUUCGCUACCGGCAUGGCGACCUUUACCUAUCUAGUCAUUCUCCGAGUUGCCACGUUAUAUCCGAUUUUCAGACAUGUUCUUCCAGAUGAUGUCGAACACGUCAUCUGGACCGGCAAGCGGAAUUUACAGAGGUUCAGUAUUAGCAUCGGCGAGUUCGCUUGGCAUCUUGAACUUCUCGAAAGGCUCGACUCGUCAUGUAAACAUCGAAUACCGGUACCUAUGUAA
This is a messenger RNA of Ilyonectria robusta, 2046 nucleotides long. RefSeq lists its product as uncharacterized. Lineage: Eukaryota; Fungi; Ascomycota; Sordariomycetes; Hypocreales; Nectriaceae. Gene Ontology annotation, molecular function: DNA-binding transcription factor activity, RNA polymerase II-specific; zinc ion binding. Gene Ontology annotation, biological process: regulation of DNA-templated transcription. The coding region runs from base 1 to 2046 and encodes 681 amino acids. The record is from RefSeq and is a predicted model, not a curated record. The transcript has 4 exons.